Messenger RNA from Abrus precatorius (Indian licorice), 2633 nucleotides. Its product is annotated as pentatricopeptide repeat-containing protein At3g09650, chloroplastic. The transcript has a single exon. Bases 61 to 2265 code for a protein of 734 amino acids. The record is from RefSeq and is a predicted model, not a curated record. Gene Ontology annotation, molecular function: protein binding. NCBI's taxonomy places the organism in Eukaryota, Viridiplantae, Streptophyta, Magnoliopsida, Fabales, Fabaceae.
AUAACAUAAACCUUUUUCUUUCCUUAUCCUGUUUUCUGAAAUGGGGGAGCAACAUCAGCCAUGAACGCAACAUUACUACAAACUCCGUUCUCUACAACCUCCACUUCACCAUUCCCACACUCUCACCACCCUUCCCCUCCCUUCAAACUCACCAUCUCACACGCCAACCCCUCACUCGCCACAACCACAACCUCCCAACCACGCGACCAAAACCUUCUUUUUCUCUUACGCGAACGCAAAACUGAAGAAGCUUGGCUCGCUUACACCAACUCCGCUCACCUCCCAAACCCCACUUGCCUUAGCCGCUUAGUCUCCCAACUAUCUUAUCAGAACACCCUCUCCUCCCUCACACGCGCCCAAUCCAUCGUCACGCGCCUCCGCCAUGAACGCCAGCUACACCGCCUUGACUCCAACUCCCUCGGCCUCCUCGCCGUCGCCGCCGCCAAGGCCGGCCACACCCUCUACGCGGCCUCUCUCGUCAAGUCCAUGCUUCGCUCCGGCUACCUCCCCCACGUCAAGGCCUGGACCGCCGUCGUCGCCCGCCUCGCUUGCUCCCCCGAUGACGGCCCCUCUGACGCGCUCAAACUCUUCCGUGCAGUCACGCGCCGCCUCCGGAAACUCCCCGACCCUGACUUCGCCGCCGAUUCGCGCCCCGACACGGCGGCGCUAAACGCCGCGCUUAAUGCCUGCGCGAAUUUAGGCGACGCCGAGGCGUUCUGCCAACUGUUCGACGAAAUGCCUCAGUUCAAUGUUGAACCUGAUGCGCUCAGUUAUAACACAUUGAUGAAGCUGUGUGUUAAAAUUGAUAGAAAGGACUUGCUAGUGUUUAUUUUGGAAAGGGUUCUUCAGUUGGGUAUUCCUCUUUGUAUCACCACUUUGCAUUCCCUUGUUUCUGCUUAUGUUGAAUUUGGUGAUUUGGAAAUUGCUGAGAAAGUUGUUCAAGCAAUGAGGGAACAAAGGAAAGACCUUUGCAAAUUACUUAGGGAGUCUAAUUUAGAAUAUUCAAGUGAAAAUGAUAAUGAUAAUGAUGAUGGUGGUGGUGGUGGUGUAGAAGAAGAAUAUUUUGUUUUUAAGAAAUUGCUUCCGAAUUUGAUGGAUAAGAGUGGGAAUGAACCACCCUUGUUGCCAAAAGCAUAUGCUCCAAAUACAAGGAUGUACACCACUCUAAUGAAGGGUUAUAUGAAAGCAGGGCGUGUUAGUGACACAGUGAGAAUGCUCGAGGCAAUGCGGCAUCAGGAUGAUAAGGGUAGUCACCCUGAUCAUGUUUCUUACACCACUGUGGUUUCAGCACUUGUCAAGGUUGGUUCCAUGGACCGUGCUCGUCAAGUUCUUGCUGAAAUGACAAGGAUUGGUGUGCCUGCCAAUCGCAUAACAUACAACAUUCUCCUUAAGGGUUAUUGCAAACAGCUGCAGAUAGAUAAGGCGAGAGAGUUGCUUAAGGAGAUGGCUGAUGAUGUAGGGAUUCAGCCUGAUGUGGUGUCCUAUAAUAUACUCAUUGAUGGGUGUAUUUUGGUUGAUGACAGUGCUGGAGCUCUUUCCUUCUUCAAUGAGAUGAGGGCAAGAGGGAUAGCUCCCACCAAGAUUAGUUACACUACUUUGAUGAAAGCUUUUGCUUUCUCGGGUCAACCAAAGCUGGCUCGCAGGGUCUUUGAUGAGAUGGUCAAUGACCCGCGAGUGAAGGCGGAUUCAAUUGCCUGGAACAUGCUGGUUGAAGGGUAUUGUAGGUUGGGGUUAGUGGAAGAAGCAAAGAAAGUGAUUCAGAAGAUGAAGGAGAAUGGGCUUAAUCCUGAUGUGGGCACUUAUGGGAGUUUAGCCAAUGGAAUUGCUUGGGCUAGGAAACCAGGAGAGGCACUUAUUCUUUGGAAUGAAGUGAAAGAAAGGUGGGAAGUGGGAAAGGAAAGGGGCAAGGUUGAUUGUUCUAAUGUUUCCCCAUUGAUACCUGAUGAAGGGCUUUUAGAUACUCUUGCUGAUAUAUGUGUGAGGGCUGCUUUCUUUAGAAAGGCUUUGGAAAUUGUGGCUUGCAUGGAAGAGAAUGGGAUUGCUCCCAACAAGACCAAGUUUACUAGAAUCUAUGUGGAAAUGCAUUCAAGAAUGUUCACUAGUAAGCAUGCUUCCAAGGCUAGACAAGACAGAAGAGUAGAGAGAAAAAGGGCUGCUGAGGCUUUCAAGUUUUGGCUGGGUUUGCCUAAUUCCUAUUAUGAUGGAAGUGAGUGGCGGUUACAACCUAUGGAGGGGUAUGAAUCUACUACCACUGAUUGGGUUUAGUUGCUUGCUCAUGCUGCUACAUCAUGCUGUGUCAAAACAAACUCUAGUGUAAGUAAGGGAUCGUGUACACUAGAAUGUAGAAAAUCAAUGUAACUUAAGGAAAAGGGAAAUUUUUGUGAUUUUUUUUAGCACAUCGGUGUCCACUCUUUCUUGCAUUCACAAGAGAAUCAUGGAUCUUUUAUAUCUUACUUUUUAUGUUUCAAAAGAUUAAUAUAAUACCAUAAAUUUAUAAUAUAGUAUAUUUUAGUAAAAACAUUUUUACAAAAUUAACUUUCUACAUUCUGUAUUGUAUAGAAUAUAUCGUGUAAAUUAUUCUAUUUUGUACAAUUCAUAUGGUACUUUAAACUUUAUAUUACAUGCUAUCAAAU